Mobula hypostoma (lesser devil ray) is the source of this 4646-nucleotide messenger RNA. RefSeq names its product VPS54 subunit of GARP complex (gene vps54). Gene Ontology annotation, molecular function: syntaxin binding. Gene Ontology annotation, biological process: retrograde transport, endosome to Golgi; Golgi to vacuole transport. The record is from RefSeq and is a predicted model, not a curated record. NCBI's taxonomy places the organism in Eukaryota, Metazoa, Chordata, Chondrichthyes, Myliobatiformes, Myliobatidae. Gene Ontology annotation, cellular component: GARP complex. The coding region runs from base 236 to 3187 and encodes 983 amino acids. The transcript has 24 exons.
GCCGGACUGGGCCGGCGCUUGGUAUGACUCCGGCUCCGGGUGGCAGCAUUGGCAGUGCAGUGGCAGGCGGAGCAGAACGUCGUGACACAUCCUACUGUCAUGAGUCGCUGCCUUUGAUACUUGAUCGGCAAACCUGAGUGAAUCGCAGCAUCUCAAGCUUCUGCUAUCUCCAAUUGGUCGCUGCUGUCUUGAUGCCUAAGAUGAGCUAGGCACCUGCUUGGGAUGUCCUUGUGCAAUGGCCUCAAGCCAUAGUUCUCCACCAGUGCCUCAUCCAAGCAACAGUGAUGGGAAGUUCAAAAAAGAAAUGGAACUUUCUUUGAAACCCUUUAAAGCUGUUAGGUCUUUGCCAGAUGUCUGUCCAAAGGAACCAACAGGAGAUUCAAGCAGUUUUUGUGAUAGCCCAUCAGUAGUGGCUGAUCAGCAUAGGUGGACGAUAUAUCAUUCCAAAGUGAACCUUCCAGCAGCAUUAAAUGACCCCAGACUAUCCAAAAGGGAAUCUGAUUUCUUUACAAAAACAUGGGGGCUGGAUUUUAUGGAGACCGAAGUUAUGCCUUCCUUCUACCUCCCACUAAUCACCAAGGAACACUUUGCAUCCUACCUUCAAGCCACAACUUCUCGACAGAAGAUUCAUGAGAAGUGUAAGGAAAUUUGUCCGCUUAAGGAUGGACCUGAUCGAACACUUGCACCUGUUAUACGUAGUCAUGACAAAUCAAGAAUGGACUUGGAUCAAGUACCCAAGAUAUUUCUGAAGUCAGACUUUGCUCUGGAAGAUCCUCUAACAUUCUCAUCUGUCUUACCCUGGUCACAUUUUGGUGGUCAACAUGAAGCUGGUGUGAAAGGAGCUCGUGAUGGUGCAUCUUCCAGGUUAUUACAGGAAAAGUUAAGCCAUUAUUUGGAUGUUGUGGAAGUGAACAUAGCUCAUCAGAUUUCUCUCCGUUCUGAUGCCUUUUUCCAUGCUAUGACCUCUCAACAUGAAUUGCAGGACUACCUCACCAAAACCUCUCAAGCUGUAAAAAUGCUUCGUGACAAAAUUGCCCAGAUUGACAAAGUGACAUGUGAAGGAUCGUUGCAAAUAUUGAGACUUGCUGUGACUAGAAAUAACUGUGUAAAAUUAUAUAAUAAACUAAAAUUAAUGGCUACAGUGCAUCAAACACAGCCUACAGUACAGUUGUUACUGUCCACUUCUGAAUUUGUUGGGGCACUGGAUCUAAUUGCAACAACGCAGGAGGUGCUGCAACAGGAGCUUCAAGGAAUUCAUAGUUUCAGACACCUUGGUUCUCAGCUGUGUGAACUGGAAAGACUUAUAGAUAAAAUGAUGGUAGCAGAUUUUUCUACAUAUGCUCAUAGUGAUUUAAAUAGACCAUUGGAAGAUGAUCAGAUGUUAGAAGAGGAGCGCUUAAUAUCUUUGGUUUUUGGGCUGCUAAGACAAAGAAAACUAGAUUUUUUGGAUAUUUAUCAUGACAAGAUGCUCAUUGCUGCAAGAAACAUCAUUAAACAGAUUGUGAUUGAAACUAUUGCACAAAUGGAUGAAAUAGACACUGAAGUUGUUUUGAAGCUCGCAGAUCAGAUGCGAAUGCUGAAUUUUCCUCAGUGGUUGGAUCUUCUGAAAAAUAUCUUUUCAAGCUUUAUUAAUUUUCUGAAGCGAGUUAAGGCAACCCUGGUUACCAUCCGUCGAGUUGUUUUCCUGGUAUUGGACAAAAAUCAGGAAAAGACCAGGGAAAUGGAAGCUGUUUCUUGUAAGAAAACUACUGGUUUGGGUCAUAGUCUGGAUACAGAAGUAGCUUAUUUGACUCAUGAAGGCAUGUUUAUUAGUGAUGCAUAUGAUGAGAAAGAACUAACUUCAUCAGAAGUAGAAACUGAACCACAGAGGACAGCCUUUCAAAACAAUGAUGCGUAUGGCAGUGAUUCAGCUUCUGAAGUGGAAUGUACCACUGAUUCAUCAUCCAGUAAGGAACACACAUCUUCAGAAACGCCAGGGGGAUUACAGCUCAUGGUCAGUGACGACUCACGACUUACAGAAUUAGAACUUGGCAGAGUUGCCAACAAUAUUCAAGAACUUCUGUGCAGUGCUUCCGACAUCUGCCAUGAUCGGUGUGUUAAGUUCCUUAUGGCUAGAGCUAAGGAUGGUUUCCUUGAAAAGUUGAACUCCUCAGAGUUUGUGGCCCUAUCACGAACAGUAGAAAUGUUUGUACAGGAAACGGAGAAGAUUUGCAACAGGCGAAGUAUGUCCCUUCGAGGUGCUCUUCAAAGUCAGGCCAAUAAGUUUGUCAAUCGAUUUCAUGAAGAAAGGAAAACAAAACUCAGUCUUCUAUUGGAUAAUGAACGUUGGAAGCAAGCUGAGGUUCCAGCUGAGUUCCAGGACUUAGUCAAUUCCACUGAAGAUGGAGUGAUUGCUUUACCUGAGAAGAAAGUCACAGAACAACAAAAACGAAAGCCAGCAGAUUUCCUGGCUGUAGAUGGAGAGAAGUAUGCUGUAGUUGGGACUGUUUUACUGUUAAUAAGAAUAAUAUUUGAAUAUUGUCAAUGUGUAGAUGACAUCCCUUCUAUUACUACUGACAUGCUCACUCGUCUUGCAGACUUAUUGAAGCAUUUUAAUUCACGAAGCUGCCAGCUGGUACUUGGAGCAGGUGCAUUACAGGUUGUUGGACUGAAAACAAUAACUACCAAAAAUUUAGCGCUUGCCUCUCGUUGUUUACAGCUAAUUGUGCACUACAUUCCCAUAAUCAGAGUGCACUUUGAAGCUCGGCUACAGCCCAAGCAAUACAAUAUGCUGCGGCACUUUGACCAUAUCACUAAGGAUUAUAAUGACCAUAUUGCUGAGAUUUUGGCAAAACUUGUUGCAAUCAUGGAUGGACUCUGUGAUAAAACAUUGUCUAAGUAUGAAGUGAAAGCACCAGUACCUUCUACUUGUUUCCGAAACAUCUGUAAGCAAACAUCUAAAAUGCAUGAAGCUAUAUAUGACCUCCUACCUCCAGAACAAACACAGAUGUUGUUCUUGAGAAUCAAUUCAAGUUUUAAAGUUCAUUUGAAGAGGCAACUUACCCGCUUAAACGUGGUGAAUGAUGGUGGACCUUUACAUGGGCUUGUUACAUCAGAUCUAGCUUUCUACACUGGAAACAUUCAAGCACUAAAAGGCCUUGAGAGUUUGGACAUUAACGUGACAGAAAUAUGGGAGCAGAAAAGGUGACAUUCUGAAGAACACCUCUUUGCAUGCUGCGAUUUAAUUUCGAUGAUCCUCAACCUUCACUGUCCCAAAAAUCAAAUGACUGUGCUCCACUGGAGAAGCACCUCUUAGACCAAAUUGGGGCGUGAUUUGCAGAAAAUGUUCUUCUGUGGGCAGCUGCUCAGCUGAGUGUUCUUCAUUUUUUUAAAGUAGGUUCUUCAUUUUCAAAGUAGGUUCUAAUGUCUGUGGACCAAAAGCAGUACUGUAUGUGAGCUCUGGCUUUCCUGGAAGACUGUAUGUAGCACUAAAUGAUGCUUUGCAUCUGAUUAUUUGUAUGUUAAAACUUGUGCAAUCAUAACACUAUUUUAAAAAAAAGUUAAUGACAAUACAGUUUAUAAAUAGCUUUUAAAAGGUUGUAAAUUCAUGUUACAUUAAUAAUUCAAAAAUGGUUUUGUUUAUCCAUGGUGUGGGAGACUAUUAAUAAUCUAGGAACUUUAUUUUUUUACAGACCUUUCUAUGAUGAAUUUUAAAUAAUCUUUUGGAGUGGUGGUUGCAUAUAAGAUGUACAAUUUUCUCAUAGCCCAGGUGUUGUUUAAGCAAAGCUUUAAAAGUUUCAAGUGUUUUGGGGUUAUUUUCAGUUGUAUAUCCUCAGUGCAUCUUUGGUAAACAAUAGAAGACAGCAACAAUAUAUUUGUAAAAGAGCUUUUUUUUAGAUGCAGCAGCUUAACAACUUUGUUUUGCAUUUGGCAGAUUCCAGUUUCAUUCCUGAAAUAAAUGUUUAGGAAAGUUCUUUGGUGCUUAAAAUGCCUCACUGGGUUUCAAGGAAAACAUUAGCUGGUUAGUUUAUUUUCAAUCUGUUCUUGUAAAUGAAGUGGUUAUUUUUCAUCAUCUUGUGGAACUUUGUGCCAUCCAUAAACAGAGUUAAUGGUGGCUGUCCACAAUCCAGUCAAGUGCCUAAGUUUAUUUCUCAUGCAGUGCAAAAAAAUUAGUUUGUGCUGCCAGGAGUGAAGUCCGUAUUUAUUGUGCCUAAUUCCACACUGGUGGCACUGAACACCAACUUGUCUCCCUUCUGUGCUGCUAUUAUAAUUAAUUUAAAACUGAGCUUGCUGAGGAUUGAUAAUAUCUAAUAGUAAUCUCUCUCCAAUCCUUGUGUUUUUAAUUGAAAUAUUAAAAUAAAAUUUAAAAAUAAAAGUAAGAUUGUUUAUUAUUUACAGUUUAUACUUCUGGUGAUCCAAUUGGAGAUUGUUUGAACAGCACUUAAUUUGCUAGAGCUGAAGGUUGCUUGCCACCCAAAUAUUAACAGUUCUUUGCAAUCCACCCCAAGAGCCAGUAAAAUAAUUCCAAGUCCGCUUAAACAUCUGGUGUAAUCUCUUUGCAUUUACCUUUACAGGUGGACUUCCUUCUGUUCAAUUAAGCAACUUGGCUCAUUUUUCAGCUAUGGAUAAGUUUUUUUUGAAAACCUUUAAUUAUCUUGUUUAUAAAC